Molecule: messenger RNA, 610 nt
Organism: Paramuricea clavata
Lineage: Eukaryota; Metazoa; Cnidaria; Anthozoa; Malacalcyonacea; Plexauridae
Source: the annotation of a GenBank genome assembly
AUGAAUCAAAUCGGCCGAGAAAAGACUCACGAUAACUUAGGAAUUACUAAGCACGAGAAUUUCACAAAAGACUCUUUUGCAUUCGGUAAGCGGAUCAUGUAUGAAAAAUUCGGUACGGAAAAAAUCCGACUGACGACAUCGAAGGGAAAAACACUUCUACUGUUUAUUCCCGACUGUUUGUCGUAUGAGGUGAAGAAAAGUAAGAAGUAUGGAAAGAUAGACUUCACUCUCCAAAUUUUACUUGAUAACGAACAUGAAAUGUUCGUAUCCAUCUUCGACACGAUCGGGGAGGAAUGUUAUACGCGCAUUACGAAUUCGUAGGAAAGACAAAAUACAAUGAAAUGCAUGUCUUUUCAAAGAAGGUAAAUUUCCAAUUCUCUAUGUGAAAUUGGAUGAUGAAACGGUCUUUUUCGAAGAAAACGGCGAGUUGAUCGGUCACCGCGAAUAUCGUGAUCGAUGGUUUCGAUCGGAUGUAAUUGUUCGAAUAGAAAGCCUUUACGUGAACGGUGAUAACGUCUCCGUUCAAAUAAAAUUACACGAAGUCCGAGUUAAACCAGAUCGUUCAUCCGGCGACAGCGUUUCCGAUUUCGGUAGUGUAUCCAGCGAAUAA